This is a messenger RNA of Colletotrichum graminicola M1.001, 1533 nucleotides long. RefSeq names its product major facilitator superfamily transporter. Gene Ontology annotation, biological process: transmembrane transport. Bases 1 to 1533 code for a protein of 510 amino acids. The transcript has 2 exons. Lineage: Eukaryota; Fungi; Ascomycota; Sordariomycetes; Glomerellales; Glomerellaceae. Gene Ontology annotation, molecular function: transmembrane transporter activity. Gene Ontology annotation, cellular component: membrane. The record is from RefSeq and is a predicted model, not a curated record.
AUGGACGUGUCAAUGUUCAAGGCCCUGGUUGAAGUCGAGCCCUGCGAGCUCGACAAGGGCGCCCCUCUCCUCCCAGCAGCCCCAGCCAAAGCCGUCCCGCGAACCUACCCCGGCGCGCCUCAGCGCGACGGAUUGUCGAUCGAGCUCUCGCGCAUCAACACUAACCCCAACAAUGGUAGAACCGCCGCCGACAAGACCGCCGCCGGCAUCGCCGGCUCCCCGCGGGCCCAGUCGCUGUCUCUGUCCAGCCCGCCCACGCCGGGAACCGACGUCGAGAUGAGCCGGCCCACGAGCCCAGCUGCCUUCGAGGUCCUGCAGAGCAUCUCGGACCCCCACAUGAACCGCUACCGUCUCGCCGCGGCGUGCCUUAUGAACUUUGGCAGCGGACUCAACGACAGCGCCCCGGGUGCCUUGAUCCCCUACAUUGAGAAACACUACAACAUCGGCUACGCUAUCGUCUCCCUCGUCUUCAUCGGCAACGCCUUCGGCUUCAUCUUCGGCGCCGUCUUCCUCGAGUCCCUUCGCGUGCGCCUCGGCCGCGCCCGCCUCCUCGCCCUGGCUCAAACCAUCAUCACCCUCGGUUACGCACCUAUCCUCGCCCAGGCGCCCUUCCCGCUCGUCGUCGUCUCCUUCUUCGUGAUCGGCUUCGGCAUAUCUCUCAACCUCGCCGUCAACAACGUCUUCUGCGGCUCCCUGCGCCAGGCCACCACCGCCCUCGGCUUCCUCCACGGCGCCUACGGCAUCGGCGGCAUCGUCGGGCCUCUUAUAGCCACGGCGCUCGUCACCGCCGCCCGCACUCGCUGGAGCAUGUACUACGUCAUCCCCCUGGCGUUGGCUAUCUUCAACGGCGCCUUCUCCGCCUGGUCGUUCCGGGAUUACGACUCCGAGCUCGUCAGCGGGACCUCGGCCGCCCAGGAGUCCGCCGCUGCCGCCGACUCAGGCACGCAGCUCCUCAGCAUGUUCUCCGCCCUCAAGAUCCGCGUCGUGCUGCUGGGUGCGCUCUUCAUCUUCGCGUACCAGGGCGCCGAGGUGUCCAUUUCGGGCUGGAUAAUCUCCUUCCUCAUCACCGUGCGAGGCGGCGACCCGGACUCGGUAGGCUACGUCACGGCGGGUUUCUGGGCGGGUAUCACUGUCGGCCGGCUGUGCCUGUCGCACCCGGCGCACCGCGUGGGCGAGAAGCUCUUCGUCGUUCUCGCGACGGUCGGCGCCGCUGUGUUCCAGCUGCUUGUGUGGUGGGUUCCCAACGUGGUCGGGCCCGCCGUGUCGGUCGCCAUUGUCGGCUUGCUGCUGGGGCCCAUCUACCCGUGCGCCGCGGCGGUGUUCAUGAGGGGUAUGACGAGGCAGAAGAGGCCUAGCGGGAUGGGCGUCAUCAGCGCCUUCGGAAGCUCUGGUGGCGCCGUGGCGCCGUUCAUGACGGGUAUUCUCGCCCAGGCGUCCGGCACGUGGGUGCUGCAUCCGAUCGCCAUUGGUCUAUUUGCCGUCAUGAUGGCGUCGUGGUACGGAGUGCCCCACAGCAGGAAGAGGUCUGAGUAA